AUGAAGCUACGUGGUGUGGUUCGAGGGACCAAGCUGCCAGCUGGACAGCACACCAUUGGUACCAAGUGGGUGUUUAAGAUCAAGCGCGAGGCUGAUGAAUCGAUUGAAAAGUACAAGGCGCGUCUCGUGGCAUAA
Molecule: messenger RNA, 135 nt
Organism: Peronospora matthiolae
Lineage: Eukaryota; Oomycota; Peronosporomycetes; Peronosporales; Peronosporaceae
Source: the annotation of a GenBank genome assembly